Messenger RNA from Pectinophora gossypiella (pink bollworm), 1957 nucleotides. Its product is annotated as lysosome membrane protein 2-like. Gene Ontology annotation, molecular function: scavenger receptor activity. The transcript has 11 exons. Bases 211 to 1761 code for a protein of 516 amino acids. Gene Ontology annotation, cellular component: cytoplasm; membrane. The record is from RefSeq and is a predicted model, not a curated record. Lineage: Eukaryota; Metazoa; Arthropoda; Insecta; Lepidoptera; Gelechiidae.
UAAGAUCCAGACGGACUUGUCAUUCACUCAUUAUAGUUAAUUACAAUUAUAGUAUUAUUGUGAAAUUGCGAUAUAGUAGUGUUUAAUUUUUUUAAAGAGAGAACACGGAAGCAAUUGACAUUACUUUUUCGUUCGGAGUUUUAGUUUUAUCUACGAAUCUAUGUGAUCAUAUAACUCCUAGACGUUUCUUGCGCACACGCAGACAUCAAAAUGGUGAUCAAGGAGAAGGUGUCGCUAAAAAAAGAAAAGAAGAGACGAUAUAGAAUUAGUACAAAAAAAACUUGGAUAAGUUUCUUCUUAGGUAUUCUGUGGUUUUCGUUAUUCCUGUUCGUAUUAAUCGCUGAUCCCAUAUUAUUGAUGCUUAAAGAGUAUACUAGGGUGACAAAUGGCUCGUUCGUCCACGAGGUCAUGUUGCGAGAGAUGGAGGGCAUCCAUCUUUCGGCGUAUGUCUUCAACGUCACCAACACUGAGCGGUUCAUGGCUGGUGAAGACCACACGCUCAAAGUACAGGAAGUCGGACCGUUUACUUACAGGGAGAUUCGGAGUAACAAAGACAUAGAGAUCGACACAGAAGCGCAGAUACUGCGGUAUACUCCUCAGGUGCGGCUGGAGUUUAUACCUGAAGAGUCCAUCGGGAGACCGCAAGACAUCAACGUCACCGCACCCAACAUACCCAUGCUUGGUAUGACAUCAAACAUGGCCGGAGCCCCCUGGACGCGGAUCCCCUUCAACCUGCUGUCGACACAGCUCAAUUCCAAGGCCAUGGUCAGCAUGGACGCCCACAACUACCUAUGGGGUUACCAGGACACCAUCGUCUCACUAGGCUACACCAUCACAUCUGUGGAUUUUGAUAAAAUGGGCAUUUUGGACAGGUUAUACGACUCGUACACAAAAAAACCUAACCGUAUUGAGGCGUCUAUCGCCGAUGAAGAAAAGUUCAUGAUCAAAACUGUGAACGGCUUUAAAAAACUAGCGAUGGGGGACUCAGUGAAUCCUGAUGAGUGUGAGCUCUGCAACACGUUUGAAAAUGCUUUCGAAGGCGUCGGCUACCCUAUGGGAAUCACCUCUGACUUCCCGAUCAGGAUCUUCAAGAAUGGACUCUGUAGGAUUUUGGACCUUGAGUAUGAGCACACAAGACUCACAGACUACGGCGCCGAAGCUCUGGUCUACAACUUUAGCGAUAACUUCUUCACCUUAGACCCUAGUGAGCCGUCUAAUGGGGUAUUGUUGUUACCUGAUUGCUUUUUCGGAAUGCCUCUAGCCUUCUCUAAGCCUCACUUUUUGGAUGCAGACCCCAGUGUAUAUGAGCGUAUUGAGGGUAUGAAGCCUGACGACCGACACAGAGGAUGGGUUACGGUUGAUGGAAAACUCGGUUUGACUCUAGAGACUGUCUUCUCCUUACAAAUCAACCUGGUUAUUGGUGACGUCUCUGCUAACACUGAAGCAGCUAGUUUCUCCAACAUGAUCCUUCCUAUAUGUUAUCUCAGAAUUGAACAACCGCCUCUACCAGAUGAAUCGAUAUUCUUCUUAAACGGAAUGUACGUUACAGGUCCAUAUAUCAUUUUGGCACUUCAAAUCGUUUUCUUCAUACUAGCCGUUGUAGCGUGGGGAUACUUUGGACGAGCUGUUUACCUCAACUUUAUUGCCAAAGAUAAUAAGGCUAUGUCCUUCCCAGGUACCACGAUAAAAGAAAUCAAUGCCAAUAAUGUUGAAGAUCCUCUCAUGACUGAGACACAAAAAACAGACAGUUUAAGAAGUUGACAAUGAAGUAGACUGUCUCGGGAAAGCAUUUCCUUGUAUAAUCUACAAAAGGGCCAAAAUCAAAUGGGUAUUUUAGAGAAUAAAUAAUAUUAGUAAGACUUAUGUUUAAAAAAGUAAUCCUUUGUUUAUUGUAAAUAAUUUUCCAGUAAGUAAUAAAAUUAUUUCUAAAUAAAACUUUACGUAAUAAAACUUUCUA